This is a messenger RNA of Sinocyclocheilus grahami, 659 nucleotides long. RefSeq names its product neuropilin-2-like. NCBI's taxonomy places the organism in Eukaryota, Metazoa, Chordata, Actinopteri, Cypriniformes, Cyprinidae. The transcript has 3 exons. The coding region runs from base 49 to 516 and encodes 155 amino acids. The record is from RefSeq and is a predicted model, not a curated record. Gene Ontology annotation, cellular component: membrane.
CCCACCACUUUCUCAUCUCUGGGUGGUCUGUGUGACUUUGAGCAUAGUAUGUGUGGAUGGACCCACGACCCCAUGUCUGUUCUGAAGUGGUCUCUGUAUAGUUCCUCUAGUCCUAGUCUGGACCUGACAUUGGGAUCUGACAAUUUUGGAAAUUUCCUGUAUGUGGAGGCGAGUCCUAAGUCAGAGCCACAGCGUGCACGGUUAAUGAGCCCAUCUGUGGGACCCGAGCGCCGUCCCGUCUGUCUGCUCUUCUACUACCAGCUGCAGGGUGAAGGUCAGGACAGCCUCCGUGUGCUGCUCCGAGAUGAUGACCAGGAGGAGACGCUGCUCUGGGCGCUGAAAGGAGACCAGGGGCCCAUGUGGAGGGAAGGCCGCACCAUCCUGCCUCAGUCCCCUAAAGAAUAUCAGGUUGUCAUCGAGGGCUUCUUCGAGCGUGGCAGUCGAGGGCACAUCUGGGUCGAUAAUAUCCAUAUGAGCUCUAGCAUCGAGCUUGAGCAGUGUACACGUAAGUAUUAACAUCUGGGUCUUUCUUUGUCUCGCUGUCUUUAUUUCUUUCAACUGUCACCCACCAUAUUUGUCACCAGGGACCAAAAUUAACACCUGCCAAGCACCAAAUGCAAGUAAAAUUUGCUUUGACAAGUAAAAAAAAAAGCCUUUAU